Penaeus vannamei (Pacific white shrimp) is the source of this 1404-nucleotide messenger RNA. The record is from RefSeq and is a predicted model, not a curated record. Lineage: Eukaryota; Metazoa; Arthropoda; Malacostraca; Decapoda; Penaeidae.
GACUCUCCCGCACAGCUGGCCGCGUGACUGAGUGUUGUGAAUUCUGAAUCUCGGUGUCUGUUCAUCUUUAAGAGAACAUGUCAGGUUUAGCGGCAUUUCUUCGUCAUGCUAAGGAAACACUGAGUUCCUGCAAGAAGACCCAGGUCGUCUUGGGCAACGAGUCGUGCGACCUCGACUCAGCCGUCAGUGCCAUCGCCUACGCCUUCCUCCUCCACUCCCUAAGGGCGGUGAGUGCCAAGCAGUGCCAUUCGGAUGUGAGGAAGGUAAUUGCCUGUGAUUUAGACAUGGUAUCCUUUGGCACUCCUGAAUGGGACGGUGUGGGUGGUGAUCCAUGUGGGCGGGGUUAUCAGAGCGUGGCGGAGAGUGAUGUAGAGGUCCAAGAGGACAGCGACGGGGCGGGCGUGGUCCCCGUCCUGAACACCCGGCGCGACUUCCCCCUCCGGACGGAAGUGACCUACUGGCUCGCAAACACGGCGUGGGUCCUCAGAGGCGCUGGUCUUCAGGACGAGAUAGAAUUGCACGAAUUGCACCAAAAAGGAUUCCUCCAGCUGUUUCUCGUCGACCACAACAUCUUACCAGCUGGCGACACGUGUUUAGAAUCAGCUGUUUGUUGCGUCAUCGAUCACCAUCGGCUGGAACGGCAGCUCGGGGCAGGCGGCGACGACAUCCAGCUCGAGAUGGUCGGGUCUUGCUCGACGCUGAUCGCCGAGAGGAUUCUGAGGGAGAACAAGACGCUGCUCGAAGACGAAGACGCGGUCCGGCUGCUCCACGGCACGAUCAUCUUGGACACGAUCAACCUGAACGAAGACGCCAAGAGAGCCACGCCCAAAGACGUCCAGGUUGUGGAGGAGUUGGAGAAGAUGCUCAAGACGCCGCCGGACAGAGCGCAGGUCUUCGCCGAGGUGACGUCAGCCAAGGGCGACGUCUCGAGCCUGACGACGGAGGAGCUGCUGAGGAAGGACAGGAAGGUCGUGGGCGGCGGAGGCGGCGGGGGCGUCGUGGUGGGAUGUCGUCGCUGCCGCUCAGGGUGGAGGACUACCUCCAGCGGGCCGACGCGGGCGUGGCUCUCGAACAGCACACCGCCGCCCACGCCACCCACGCCGUCGUCCUCAUGGGGAUCAGCGUGGCGGGGAAGGCGGUCGAGAGGGACAUCGCCGUCUAUUCCAAGGACGAGGCUUUGAGGACGAGUCUCACACAGCACCUCGAACAGACGCAGAAACGGCCUGUUGCAGCUCGUGAGCCUGGACUCGCCCGUUGCACACUGCGAGGCCUAUCAACAGAAGAACCACGUGGCCUCCAGGAAGGUCGUGUUGCCGCUGGUCAAAGAAUGGCUGGCUAAGAAUGGCUAAGAAUCUGUGAAGAAUAUUGAUCGCUUAGGGAGUCAGUUUUUUUAUAAUUGUUAUU